CGAUCUUUAGCCCGAGACUACGCAGCAUCGUAACAAAACCGUGUGUGUGUUCUGUGCGCUCAGUGUUACUGUGUGUGCUCUGACUCAGUGUUGUGUGUGUGUGUUUUUUUUUCGACUAUAGUCCAAGCCAAAGACUAUACAAUAUACUAUACAUCCAUAUAUAUAUACAUAAACAUAUAUAUAUAUAUAUAUAUUUUUACCAUUCGAUCACGAUCUCACGACAUUCCGGCAUUUUCCACCUGAUUGUGUGCGGGCGGGUUAACGCCAUCUUGUAUCACACGUUUUUUUGUUAUUUUUUUAUUAUUAUUAUAUAUUAAUAUAUAUAUUAAAUAUAUAUAUUAAUUAUAAAGACCAAUAAUUAAUGAUAAUAAUUCAAAAUCAGUGAAUUUAAUAAAGUGAAAUUUAAAUUUUAAAAUUAUAUUAAAUGUAUACGCGACACAAAGCGUCGCCUCAUUUGUGGGGUUAAUUUUUUUUUUAAAAAAAUAUUAUUUAUUAUUUAUUUUUAAAAUUUUAAACAAAUUAGUGAAGUGCAAGUGCCGGAAUAAUUGACUUUUUUUAAAUAAUUAUUUUAUUAUUUUGGUGGGAAAAAGGAAAUUAUUUAAAAUUGAUCGAUGACACCGACUUGAAUGGUCAAUGGUCAGAAAAACAUAAAAAAUUUAAAUAAUCCCCUAAAUGUAAAAAAAAAUAAAUGCGUAUGAAACCUAAAGCAUAUAUCCGCAACUCAGACGGAAUUUAUCACAACAUUGAAGACGUAUCUAAAGAAAUGACAAACAUGUUUCCACAACAAUAUUGUUUGAGGUGGAAGUACCACCAUAGUAAUUUACAGACAAUGUUCUCACAGCUGUUAGAAAGACAAGCGUAUUGUGAUGUUACGCUUGCCUGUGAGGGACAAACUUUACGUGCACAUAAGGUGGUACUAAGUGCCUGCAGUACAUACUUUGACACAAUAUUAUCACAGUACGAGGAAAAAGACCCGAUCGUAAUAAUGCGUGACGUAAAAUUUUCCGACAUCAAAGUACUAGUGGAAUUUAUGUACAAGGGGGAAAUAAAUAUCGAUCACACAAGACUGUCAUCAUUGCUAAAGACCGCUGAAGAUUUGCACAUAAAAGGAUUAGCGGAAGUGAGUUGGAGAAGCGACUCAGCGCAAAAUGAUUCAAAUAACAGCGGGCAUAGUCCUGGCAGUGGUAGCGGCGGUAGCGGAAUUGGCGGCAGUGGUGGUGGAGGAGGGGGAGGGGGUGGCAGUAGCACAGGAACGCCGGGGGUUGAAACGGUAUUGAGAGAAGGCGAUUUAGAUGACACGCCACCACCACACAAACAGCGACGCCGGGGUCGACCGCCGUUAGAUGAUCCACCUUCUCAGCAUGACGUAUUUACACCAAAAGUAUCGUGUAUUACCGGAAGUGGAAACGUACGAACUUUUUCCGAAGAAAUGAUGAGUGAAGGCGAACAUGAGAGUUGGGAUGACGACACAAUGAUGACUGACAAUGAACCUGGACAAACGAUGCCGUAUCUAACAAAGGAAGAAAAUGCAAAUGAAGAAAAAAAAUCAAACCAACAAGCGACGAAUUCAAAUGCAACAAAUCCAGCAGUACCAGAACAAUUUCGCGAUGUAAUUAAAAUGAAUGAUUAUUUAACAACUGGAAGACGACAAGAAUUCUGGGAAGAACCUUUUACUCGUCGAGUAAUGGAUGCUAUUAAGAGUAAAGAAUUAGAGAUGAAGACUGCUGCUGAGAUUCUCGGCGUAUCUUAUGGUACAUUGUACGGUAGAUAUCGUGACAGUUAUGGUUGCCUUAAACAUCCUUAUAGAGUUCGUGAUUUUUGGUCUGAGCCCGGACCAGCAGAUGUUCUUGCAAAGUUACGCCGUAAGGAGAUAACACUUUUCCGAGCUGCCGAAUUUCUAAACGUAACCGUCCACACGCUAGCAACAUAUUUAUCAACACUACAAGGACCAGACCGCAUAUCUCUAGCCGGUGAACUUAACGCGAGUGUUCUCGACAGCGUUAACGACACCGACGACAUAAACGACGUGAUACAAAAGUACAAUACGUCGGAAAAAAAUUCAUCGACACCAGCGUCACCAACUCUACCACCAACAACUUUAUCACUUUCAUCAAAACGUAGCAGUAGCAGUAGCACAGAAUUAGUUAGUAACUUAGUCGACGUUAGUAUUAAAGCCAGCGCUGCAGUCUUAGAAAAUAAUCCUGACAUAACUAUCGUUAAAACUGAAACUCUACAGCAAAUUUCAACAUCAUCAUCAUCAUCAUCACGCAAACGUGAUCACAACAAAUCAUCAACGGCAACAGUCACCGCCAUUACACCUACAACAACUAAUUCUGAUAACAAUAACGCUAAAUUAAUGAGCGGGGGCGGUUGCAUCAGCGAAUCAUCAUCAUCACAUAAAUUAAAUGAUCAUCAAUUGUCAUUAAAUAAUGAUCAUAAACCCUAACUAUUCAGGCCUUAUUUAAUUAUUAAUAAUAAUAACAAUAAUAAUAAUUAUGAUAUCAAUCAACAAUUAAAUAAUAAUAAUAAUAAUGAUUAUUAUUUAAAUGACUAUUUUAAUGAUAAUGAUAGCGGUAGAUUAAAUAUUAAUAAUAAUAAUUAUAAUUAUAAUGGUGGUAAUCGUAUGCAAUUUUAUCAACGUAAAUUGUCACGUAAAUUGGUUCGAUUUUUAACGAAUAAUUUGCGUAUGAACUGAUAAUUGUAUAACUAUAUAUUAAUGUAUGUAAUUUUUGUUUUUGUAAGGUUAAGCUUUUAUUUUUUAUGUUUUUGUAAGAAAAUUUGGGAUCGAUAUAAUGGAAAUUGGGAGGAAAAAUGGAGAAAUCACGAUUUUUUGGUUGAUAUAUCGAUAUAUCGAAAAUUUGACGAUCGAUACAUUGAUUUCGAUAUUUGAGAAAAGAGAGAAAAAAGAGAAAUAACAAUUUUUUGGUUUAUAUAUCGAUAUAUCGAAAUUUUAAAGAUCGAUAUAUCGAAAUUUCAACGAUCGAUACAUUAAAAUUCGAGAGAUCGAUAUAUUAAUUGCGAUAUUUAAAAAUAGGGUUAAAAUGAAGAAAUGACAAUUUUUUGGUUGAUAUAUCGAUAUAUCGAAAUUUUAAAGAUCGAUAUAUCGAAAUUUUGACGAUCGAUACAUUGAUUUCGAUAUUUAAGAAAAGGGAGAAAAAAGAGAAAUAACAAUUUUUUGGUUGAUAUAUCGAUAUAUCGAAAUUUUAAAGAUCGAUAUAUCGAAAUUUCAACGAUUGAUAUAGUAAUUGCGAUAUUUAAAAAUAGGGUUAAAAUGAAGAAAUGACAAUUUUUUGGUUGAUAUAUCGAUAUAUCGAAAUUUUAAAGAUCGAUAUAUCGAAAUUUCAACGAUUGACAUAGUAAUUGCGAUAUUUAAGAGAAGGGUUUAAAGGAAGAAAUGACGAUUUUUUGGUUGAUAUAUCGAUAUAUCGAAAUUUUAAAGAUCGAUAUAUCGAAAUGUUAACGAUCGAUACAUUGAAAUUCGAGAGAUCGAUAUAUUAAUUGCGAUAUUUAAAAAUAGGGUUAAAAUGAAGAAAUGACGAUUUUUUGGUUGAUAUAUCGAUAUAUCGAAAUUUUGAAGAUCGAUACAUUGCAAUUCGAUAUUUGAGAAAAGGGAGAAAAAAGAGAAAUGACAAUUUUUGGUUGAUAUAUCGAUAUAUCGAAAUUUUAAAGAUCGAUAUAUCGAAAUUUCAACGAUCGAUACAUUGAAAUUCGAGAGAUCGAUAUAUUAAUUGCGAUAUUUAAAAAUAGGGUUAAAAUGAAGAAAUGACGAUUUUUUGGUUGAUAUAUCGAUGUAUCGAAAUUUUGGAGAUCGAUACAUUGAUUUCGAUAUUUGAGAAAAGGGAGAAAAAAGAGAAAUAUCAAUUUUUUGGUAUAUAUAUCGAUAUAUCGAAAUUUUAAAGAUCGAUAUAUCGAAAUUUUAACGAUCCAUAUAUAAAUUGCGAUAUUUAACAAAAGGGUUUAAAUAAAGAAAUGACGAUUUUUUGGUUGAUAUAUCGAUAUAUCGAAAUUUUGAAGAUCGAUAUAUUGGAAUUUGAGAAAUCGAUGUUUUGAUUUCGAUAUUUAAAAUAAGAGAAGAAAUAGAAAAAUAACGAUUUUAUGGUUGAUAUAUCGAUAUAUCGAAGUAUUGAAGAUCGAUAUAUUGAAAUUCGAGAUCGAUAUAUUAAUUGCGAUAUUUAAUAAGAGGGCUAAAAUGAUGAAAUGGCGAUUUUCGGUUGAUAUAUCGAUGUAUCGAAAUUUUAAAGAUCGAUACAUCGAAAUGUUAACGAUCGAUAUAUUGAAAUUCGAGUGAUCGAUAUAUUUAUUUCGAUAUUUGAAAAGAGAAUUAAAAUAAAGAAAUGACGAUUUUUUGGUUGAUAUAUCGAUAUAUCGAAAUUUUAAAGAUCGAUAUAUUGAAAUUUGAAAGAUCGAUAUAUUGAUAUUGUAAACGAAAAGUUCGAUGUAUCGAUGUUUUUAACGGAUAAGUGUUUUAAAAAAAUUAGAUAAGAUUUUAUUCAGUUAGAAAUUCAAUGUAUCGAUUAAUUGAUUUCGAUAUAUCGAUGUGCUAAAAUUCGGUAGAUCGAUAUAUUUAAUGCGAUAUAUUGAAGUUAAAUUUUUAAAAUCGAUAUUUAUUGCGAGUCAUUAAUAAAUUCAAUCAAAAUUUUUUUUUUCCAAAAUUCGAUCUAUCGAUGUAUUGAAAUCGAUAUAAUGAUAAAUCCAGUUCGAUUUAUCGAUAUACAGCCGUCGUACUAUAACAGUAAUUUCAAAAAUAUUUAGAUUUCUUGUACAUUCCUCAAACAAAAACAUUCAGUAUAGAUAUAUCGAUCUACAAAAUUCGAUAAAUCGAUAUGUUCGACUAUUCGAUAGAUCAUUCGAUACAUUGAUGUUUUUCUUUCACUUACAAAAACUUGAAAAAUUUCUAACUUUUUUUCUUCUUUUAAUCAAUACAUAGAGUCAAGUUUUCAAUGUAUCGAUAUCAAAUUUCAAUAAAUCGAUUUAUCAAUUCGAUUCUCGAACAUUUUAUUUUCUACUAUAUCAUUUAUUUUUUUUUAAACAAAAACGAAACAAUUAAAUGUCAGAAUAAUCAAUAAACCUAACAAAAAUCAAUAUAUCGAUACAUCAACAAUAUCGAUAUAUCGAUAGUUCAAAAUUCGAUUUAUAGGAAUUCAAAAAAGUCGAUUUAUCGACAAUAAAAAUCAUCGAUAUAUCAAUCCAUAUAAAAAUUGAUAUAUCGAUAAUAAAUGUAUCGAAAGUUGAAAAAUCGAUAUAUCGAAAUUUGAAAAAGUCGGUUUAUCGAUUUUUAAAAAAUUAAUGUAUAAAUAUAUCAAAAUAUCGAUAAAUCGAUUAUCAAUGUAUCGAUCAUUCGAAAAUCGAUGUAUCGACAAUCAAUAUAUCGAUAUUUUAUAUAUCGAUAUAUCAAAAUUAUAAAAAAUCGAUAUAUCAAAAUUUUAAAAAAUCGAUAUAUCGAUAAUCAAUGUAUCGAUAGUUCAUAAAUCGAUAUAUCGAAAUUUUAAAAAAUCGAUAUAUCAAUAAUCAAUGUAUCGAUCAUUCAGAAAUCGAUGUAUCGACAAUCAAUGUAUGGAAAUUUAAAAAAAUCGAUGUAUCGAUCAUCUAGAAAUCGAUAUAUUGACAAUUAAUAUAUCGAUACUUUACAUAUCGAUAUAUCGAAAUUUUUACAAAUCGAUAUAUCGAUGUAUUAAAAUUCGAUAUUUUUUAAAUUUUGUACUUUAUCAAAAAAAAAAAAAAUUUUUUUUCGUCUCCAUAUUUUUCCAUCAAUAAAAAAAUUCCAUUAAAUAUUUUUUUUUUUCGUUUUUUUAUAAAAAAAAUGCAUUUAUCAUAAUAGUAAUACAGCCAUUUCUAAUUAAACGAUAAUAAUAAUAAUAAUAACAAUGAUAAAUAAAAAUAAAAACACAAAAUGCAGAUCGAAAAAAAAAAAAAAUAUUAUUUAUAAUAAAAAACUAAAAAUAAUAUAUUCUAUACAACAAUUAAAUAAUAGUGGAUAAAUAAAUAUAUAAUAAUAAUAAUAAUAAUAAUAAUAAUAAUAAUAAUAAU
Molecule: messenger RNA, 6027 nt
Organism: Microplitis demolitor
Lineage: Eukaryota; Metazoa; Arthropoda; Insecta; Hymenoptera; Braconidae
Exons: 8
Coding region: 689-2446 (585 amino acids)
Biological process (GO): regulation of transcription by RNA polymerase II
Cellular component (GO): nucleus
Molecular function (GO): protein binding
Source: RefSeq, a predicted model, not a curated record